Prunus mume (Japanese apricot) is the source of this 1257-nucleotide messenger RNA. RefSeq names its product B3 domain-containing transcription factor VRN1-like. Lineage: Eukaryota; Viridiplantae; Streptophyta; Magnoliopsida; Rosales; Rosaceae. Gene Ontology annotation, molecular function: DNA binding. The record is from RefSeq and is a predicted model, not a curated record.
AUGGGUUCAUCUAGUCGACAUGGCAAAGGCCUUGCCUUUCCUGUGGACUCUCGGAGCUUCUUCAAGAUAGUCUUGUCAAAGGAUGUUCUUAAAUUUCCAGAGAGUGUUGUGACAAAGUAUGGAGAUUGUCUAGGAGACACUGUCUUUCUCAAGGUUCCAAAUAACGCGGUAUGGCCCACAGAGCUGACAAAGCGUAAUGGCCAGGUUUGGUUACAACAGGGCUGGUCAAACUUCGCAGAUUUUUACUCACUAGCCUUUGGCUACGUAUUGCUCUUCAGCUAUGAAGGGAAUCACUCUCAUUUCCAAGUAAGGAUUUUCAUGAGGUCUCCUUUAGAGAUAGAUUAUUUCGGUUCAAGUGUUAAAGAAGAAGACAACUUAAAUGGUGAGAUGGAUUAUUCAAACUCGCCCAAGUCCCCUGCCUCUCUGAUGAAUGCUCCAAGCUUCUUUAAGAUUGUCUUGGGAAGGACACUUCAAGAUGGGAAGCUCGAAAUUCCAAUUAUUGCUGUGCAUACGUAUGGAGAUUAUAUGGCAGACACAGCGUACUUUAACGUUCCAGAUGGAUCAAUUUGGCCCAUUGAAUUGACUAGGCGUGAUCGGGAGAUUUGGUUAGGAAGGGGCUGGCCACAAUUCGCAAAGUCUUACUCCCUAGAAGAUGGAUGCUUCUUGGUGUUCAGCUAUGCAGGGAAAUGUUCCCAUUUCCAGCUUCGCAUUUUUAGAAAGAAUACUUUAGAGAUGGAGUAUAACAGUUCAAGUGACGAUACCGAAGGCAAUUCUAACGCAAGUGGUGAUCAAACUGAAGGAGAAAAGAGGACACAUGGUGGUGAUGGAGGAAAGACUGCUUCACACAAAUCAUCGGAGGUUGAUUUGAGAACUGCUAAACUUGAAAGUUUGAAAGGUAGACCCUUUGCCAAAGCUAGCAGUUUCAAAUACGACAAUCCAUUUACUGUGAUCAGAAUGCAACCAUCAUAUGUUCUAAAUCACUUGAGAAUCCCGUCAUCCUUUGUCAUGAAACAUAUCCCUUCAGAUGGCGAAUGCAAUGUGACCCUACAGAUUUCAGAUAAGAAAACUUGGUCUGUGAGGUGCUUGAUCGAUGUAUACGGUGGUCGGUUAAGUGCAAGAUUACAUCAUCAUGGCUGGCAAGCAUUUGUGAGGGACAAUCAACUGGAAGAAGGGGAUGCUUGUGUGUUUGAGUUGAUAGAAAAGGCUCCUAAAAUUAAACUCAGAGUUCGAAUAUUCCGAGAUAAAGAUCAAGUUUGA